AUGGCGGAAUCCAAUUCCUUGUCCGAGGUGACGGAGUCGUCGCCCAACGACAACGACACGAAUGUCACCAAGCCUGUCUCUCGCCUCACGAGAUGGUUCCGCAGUCCGCUGUUCAACGUCAUCAUCGUCGGAUUCAUCUCCUUUACCCAGCCGGGCAUCUGGAAUGCGCUCAACAGUACCGGCGCCGGUGGCCAGCAGGAGCCUUAUCUGGUUAACGGAGCCAACUCUCUGACAUUCGGCAUCAUGGUGUUCGGCUGCUCCAUCUUCUCCAUGGUAGCCAACAAGAUUGGCAUCAACAAGGUCCUCAUCAUCGGCACCCUAGGCUACGCACCCUACUCGGCAGCUCUGUACGUCAACAACCGCUACGGAACCGAGUGGUUUGUCCUGUUUGGCGGGGCUACAUGCGGCAUCGCUGCCUCGGCCCUGUGGGCGUCCGAGGGUGCUAUUGCCCUCGGAUACGGAGACGUCAGAAAUCGCGGAAAGUACACCGGAAUAUGGCUCGGACUCCGCGAACUAGGCCAGCUCCUCGGCUCGUCCAUCCAGCUCUCCCUCAAUGUCAAGGACGGAAACCGCGGCAAGGUAUCGUACACGACGUACCUGGUCCUCAUCAGCCUACAGUGUCUCGGCCUCCCGCUCUCCCUCCUCAUCUCGCCCCCCGAGAAGAUCAUCCGCUCAGACGGAUCCAUGAUGGGCAACGCUGCCAUUGCUAGCAGGGAGAAGACGGUCAAGGCGACGCUGAAGAGCAUGUGGGCACUACUCAAGAGGAAGCAGAUGUUCCUGUUGAUUCCCGUCAUGGUGGGUUUCAACUGGAAUUCUACAUACCUGGGAAUCUAUCAGACAGCAUACUUCUCCGUCCGUGCCAGGACCCUAAGCUCCCUCGUCUCAGGCAUAGUAGCCACUAUGGCCAACAUCAUCUGGGGAUGGGUCUUUGACCUCAAGCGCUUCAGCCGUCCCGUCCUCGCCAAGUUCGCCUGGGGCUUCUCUGCAACCACCAUGCUGGGCCUGAUGAGCUGGCAGAUUGCCAAUGAGAAGUACUACGCCGACGCCGUUCCGGCCGUGACUCUCGACUGGGCGAACUCCGGGUUCGGAAGGGGAUUCGCAAGCAUGGUCCUAAUCAGAUUCUUCAACGAGUCCCACUACAUGUUCAUCUAUUGGAUUAUAGGCGCCUUCUUCGACGACCUGGAGACGCUGACGCUGGCCGUGGGGAUGGUCCGAUCCUUCGAAUCACUCGGAUCAACCGUGGCUUUCGGCAUCGGCGCCGCUAAGGUGUCGCCCAUGGCCAACCUCGUCGUUGCGUUUGUCCUGCUCUGCAUCACCAUUCCGACGACUACGCUUGCCGUGCUCCUGGUUCCCGAGAGGCCGGAGCAGACGAAGCUCAUCGAGGAGACGGAGGAGGACGAGCCGGCUGUUGAGACCAUCACCGAGUCCACGGGCGUUGAUUCCAAGGGAUCGACAGCUUAG
Molecule: messenger RNA, 1461 nt
Organism: Geosmithia morbida
Lineage: Eukaryota; Fungi; Ascomycota; Sordariomycetes; Hypocreales; Bionectriaceae
Product: Ion channel regulatory protein UNC-93
Exons: 6
Coding region: 1-1461 (486 amino acids)
Source: RefSeq, a predicted model, not a curated record